GGACUAAUGGUGAUUAAUAUGCCAGGAAUUCCAAAUGGGAUUCCUCAUUCUAGUUCAGUAACAGGAUUGACGUUUGAUAUCCUGGGACACUGCCUCACGGAUCUGGCAAAGGAGGGAUUAAUUAGUGAAGUUCAGGUGGACUCCUUUAACGUGCCUAUUUAUGUUGCCUCACCCAAGGAGAUGACACAACUGGUGGAAAGAAAUGGGUGUUUUAGCAUUGAAAGAAUGGAGAUAAUACAACCUUGGGCAAGAGCUGGUGACCUUAGUAGCCAGGCAUUCACAAUGCACCUAAGAGCUGCCAUGGAGGGUAUAAUAAGCAAACAUUUUGGAACUGAUAUUAUUGAUGAACUAUUUGAUCGAUACUGUAAGAAACAUGGAGAGUUUAUCGGCCUGUUGGAGUCAAAAUGCAAUGAAGGAAAUCAACUGUUUAUUGUUUUGAAACGCAUAUGAUGCGGCUUUGGAAGCACACAUAAGACUUCUUAUUGUCACAAAUUUGCAUAUGCAUCAGCAGAAAGUUUAUUUCUUUGUCACAAAGAAACUUUAAUAUUAACUACAAAUAAAGGUCCAUAACAAUAGGGACUUAACCAUUUUUUUUUUUUAGGAUUAGUGCCCUUAAAUACUAUUAUAUGAUGCUAGGUAUGAAAUUAUGUAUGACUUAAUGCUGUGA
Molecule: messenger RNA, 667 nt
Organism: Quercus lobata
Lineage: Eukaryota; Viridiplantae; Streptophyta; Magnoliopsida; Fagales; Fagaceae
Product: probable S-adenosylmethionine-dependent methyltransferase At5g37990
Exons: 2
Coding region: 7-450 (147 amino acids)
Molecular function (GO): methyltransferase activity
Source: RefSeq, a predicted model, not a curated record